AUGACAGAAUCUUAUACCUUCUCCUAUGAUGAAAAGACAAAACUAUCACAACCCAUCUUUGAGUGGGAGCUCGGUAGUUCAUAUACACCUAGAGUUUCAUUCCAUUUUAAUCCAAAAGUGUCAAACUACCACUACGGUGUAAAGCACCCAAUGAAACCAUUUCGACUCAUGUUGACUGAUCAUUUAAUUUCUGGUUAUGGUCUUCAUAAAAUAAUGGAUCUAUAUGAGACAAGAGAAGCAACAAGAGAUGAAUUACUACAGUUUCAUUCAGAAGAUUAUAUCAAUUUUUUGUCGAAAGUGACUCCAAAUAACAUUAACAAGAUGCCAAGGGGAACUUUGGAAAAAUUUAAUAUCGGUGAUGAUUGUCCUAUUUUCCAAAACUUAUUCGAAUAUAGUUCUCUAUAUACUGGUGCCUCCCUGGAUGCUACUAGAAAACUUAUCAAUAAUCAAUCGGAUAUCGCUAUCAAUUGGUCUGGUGGCUUGCAUCAUGCAAAGAAGAAUAAUCCAUCUGGGUUCUGUUACACAAAUGACAUCGUUUUGUCUAUCUUGAAUCUUUUAAGAUACCAUCCAAGAGUCCUUUAUAUCGAUAUCGACCUGCAUCAUGGAGAUGGUGUGCAAGAAGCAUUUUAUACUACAGAUAGAGUCUUUACAAUCUCUUUCCACAAAUAUAAUGGUGAGUUUUUCCCUGGGACAGGUGAUAUCGAUGAGAUCGGGUACAGUAAUGGUAAGCAUUUUGCGUUAAACGUCCCAUUGGAAGACGGAAUAGAUGAUGAUUCCUAUAUCAACCUGUUCAAGUCCAUCAUUGACCCGUUAAUCACAUCUUAUAAGCCUACCGUAAUCAUCCAACAAUGUGGGGCAGAUUCCCUGGGUCAUGAUCGUCUUGGUUGUUUCAAUUUAAAUAUUAAAGCCCAUGGUGAAUGUGUCAAAUUUGUUAAGUCGUUCGGCAUCCCCAUGUUGGUUGUAGGUGGAGGUGGUUACACACCGAGAAAUGUGUCUCGUCUUUGGACUUAUGAGACGGGGAUUUUAAAUGAUGUGUUGUUACCAAAGGAAUUGCCAGAUUCCAUUCCGUUUAGAGAUUUUUUUGGCCCAGACUAUUCCUUAUAUCCAGUAUUGGAUGAUCUAUACGAAAAUAAAAACAGUAAGAAAUAUUUAGAAGAUGUCAGAAUACGAUGUUUGGAGAAUAUUCGAUAUUUACAAGGUGCACCUAGUGUUAGAUGUGAUGCAGAUUUAAUCCCGACAGAGAAUAUCAACGCUCUAACAGAAGAAGAAGAAGAGAUUAUUAGGGAAUUGAAUGAAGAACAAGAUGAUACAGAGGAUAGUUCUGGUCCUUCUUGGAGGUUGCAACAAAUUGAAAAGGAAAAUAAUAGGAUCGCUGAAUUCUUAUAA
Arxiozyma heterogenica is the source of this 1386-nucleotide messenger RNA. It is a transcript of the gene HOS2, whose product is annotated as histone deacetylase HOS2. Bases 1 to 1386 code for a protein of 461 amino acids. Gene Ontology annotation, molecular function: histone deacetylase activity. The record is from RefSeq and is a predicted model, not a curated record. Gene Ontology annotation, cellular component: Rpd3L-Expanded complex; nucleus. The transcript has a single exon. NCBI's taxonomy places the organism in Eukaryota, Fungi, Ascomycota, Saccharomycetes, Saccharomycetales, Saccharomycetaceae.